Cyprinodon variegatus (sheepshead minnow) is the source of this 1050-nucleotide messenger RNA. RefSeq names its product programmed cell death 5 (gene pdcd5). Gene Ontology annotation, molecular function: DNA binding. Bases 178 to 558 code for a protein of 126 amino acids. Lineage: Eukaryota; Metazoa; Chordata; Actinopteri; Cyprinodontiformes; Cyprinodontidae. The transcript is spliced from 6 exons. Gene Ontology annotation, cellular component: cytosol; nucleus. The record is from RefSeq and is a predicted model, not a curated record.
ACACGAGGAAGAAGUUCCAUCGCUCUCCCCUGAGUGCGGGAUCAUUGUUCUCUGCGUUCGAUUAUCGUGUCCUGGUUGUGUUGGAAAGGCCUAGACUCUUCUUGCUUGGAGUGUUCGUUUCGGAUACAGUAUCUUAUCCUGUUUUAUAUUUGAAGGUUUACUCUGCUUUAAGCAGCAAUGGCAGACGAAGAAUUGGAGGCGAUAAGGCGGCAGAGAAUGGCGGAGCUGCAGGCGAAGCAGGCGGAUGCUCCAAACAAUCAGCAGGGUGAGGAAGCUAAGCAGAGAGAAACGGAGAUGAGGAACUCGAUUUUAGCGCAAGUACUGGAUCAGUCUGCUCGAGCACGAUUAAGCAAUCUUGCAUUGGUGAAGCCUGAGAAGGCCAACGCAGUCGAGAACUAUCUUAUUCAGAUGGCACGAUUUGGAAAGCUGGGAGGAAAGAUUUCUGAGUCUGGAUUAAUUGAGAUCCUAGAAAAAAUCAGCCAGCAAACGGAGAAAAAGACAACGGUUACAUUCAACAGACGGAGGGUGAUGGACUCGGACGACGAGGAUGAUUACUGAGUUUUGACUGAAGCCCUGGAAUCUGACAAAAAAAAAGAUCCAGGAAGUGAUCUGCAUUGCCGGGACUCUGCAAAGAUCUCUGAAUUGUGUAUUUAUAUAAAAUACACACGUUUCCUUUCCUUGGAAUGGAUACAUUAAACAGAAGAACAAGGACAAUAGGUUAAUAUUUUCUGUGUUGAGGGUGGUUUCAGAAAAGUACAGAGUGUUAACGAAGGCUCUUUUGUAAUCUCUUCUCACUCAAGUUGCUACAAAUUUGUACAGCUUGUGAUGUGCCCAUGAUAGCUGAAAGCACUCUGACUCCUCUUCACAAAAUUUUCUUUAUGGUUAAAGUCUGUUUUACAAACAGAGCGAGGCAGACUGCUGGAGAUUAACUCAUCUGAACUGUUCUGUAAUCUUAUUUACUCAAAGCUAACAUCCUGGUAGCUUUGAUCAUUGCUCUUACAUAGUUUUCUUGUUGCAGACUCGUAUUGCUAAAGUUUUCAUUAAAAUAAU